GAAUGCAACCUACGUCACGCAAAUGGCGGACGUUGUAAACAGUGACAGCAGCUUCUGGGACUCCAAAGUGAAACAUCUUUUUUAAGAUGAGUAGUUUAGACUGUGAGCGUUUGGACAGUCUGGAGGGUUGGGUGGCGGUCAAAAGUAACAUAUUUGAAGAAACCGAUACGUUUAAGCUGGGCUUCAUCGUACAAUGGAACGUCAUCGAGAGUAAGUUUGCCGUCACCUGCCACAACAGGACGCUGCAGCGACAGAAGCGCAAAGCCGAAAUUCCCGUCGGCGACUCCCAGAUGAGCUGGGCCGGUCUGUUCUCCGCCACCGACCUGACGCACAUCCACCAACAACUCACAUGCGUGGCAGACGUCCUAGGCUCGUGCUUUCCGGAUCUAUGCGAGUUUGAGGAAGGGAACAUCUGGGAUUUGCUCUUCCCGUACCGGAGGUCGGGCGCGGAGGACGAGGGCGACAGAGACUUUGACAUGCCGUGCAGGAGACUCGAAAAGUAUUUCAGCACGGCCAUCGACGUCUGCGGACGGAAAAUUGUGCUGGACACAUUAUUCGCCCAGGAUGUGCGAGAUGUUGAGGAGUACUUUGAAAAUCUGCAAGAGUUCAAAAAGAAGAGCAUGCAGGAGGAGAUGUCCAGGGCCAAGAGUCACUUGCGACAGCUGUUGCAGAGUCACAGCAGCGCUGACAGAAUGGUUGUGCUGCUCAGCAUCUAUGAAGAUGAGGAUGAAGCUUAUCAGCAUCUGGUCACUGUGGCCACCACCUUCUUCCAGUAUCUGCUCCAGCCUUUCAGGGACAUGAGAGAACUGGCCUCUCUCUACAAGAUGGAGAUCCUGAAGUCUUUGGAGUUUGAGGACUUGGGUCCCAGGAGGAUUGCAGCUCUGGAGAAGGAGGCUGAGGAGUGGAGGAAGAAAGCAGAAGAUGCAAUCGCUUCGAUACAGGACAUCACAGUCACCUACUUUGCACAGACUUCAAAGGCUUUGGCUGCGAUACUGAAGCAGAUGGAAGAGGAUAAGUGCCGCUUUGGAGCUGCUGCUUGGGCGUCUGCAGCUCCCCGACUGGAGAAACUACGCUUCCUACUGGCCAAAGAAACCCUGCAGCACAUGAGAACUACUGAGAUGUGUCUUGGUCGCAAAAAAGACAGCAUCAGAGAAAGACUGGGGAGCCUGCCUGACAUAGUCCGGAACCAGAAAUCUGGGUGUGAGGACAGCUCACAGCAGAACACAGUGGACCAGCUGGAACUGCAGUUUUACGAAACCCAACUCGAACUGUACGACACAAAGUUUGAGAUCCUGAAGAACGAGGAGCAGCUUCUGGUGGCUCAGAUAGACACCCUGCGGCGGCAGAUUAAAGAACUUAAAGAGGAAGUGGUGUAUUAUGAUGUGUGUGAGGAUCCAGAGGAGCUGCAGAGCAUGGUCCACACAGGCGUGCAUCCAGCAGAGCCACCAGCUGUCACUCAGCUUAAAAGGCGCCUGCAGACCUUGGAGACCAAAAGAGGCAACAUCUGCGCCCGGCGAGCUUACCUCCGCAACAAAAAGGAUCAGUGCAUAGAGGCCCAGGAGCAGAAGCAGCUGGUGGCAAAGCAGAGCUCCAAACUCUAUAACCAGCAUCACCAGGUCCAAAUGAAACGAGAGAAGAGGAAAGAGGAGGAGCAGAGGAGGAAACAGUGGGUGGACCAGGAGCGAGAGAAGACUCUGAGCAGAUUACGAUCCUUCAGAGAGAAGCGACAGGGUCAGUACGUUCUGAAGACUUCUCAGUUGAGAACAAGUCCUUCAGAAGCUCCUGUUCCAGACCAGCCCCUGUCCAUUAUCAGCCUCGGCACCUCUCCCUCCUGUGAAGGACCCCCCCCUGUCUGUCCUGCACCCAGAAGCAAGAAGACACCCAAGAAACCACAGCCCAAAGAUAUCCCAAUCCAAAUCUACUGUGCACAACAGCCUUCAACUCCAAACAUCCCUACGGCUCCUCCACCUCCACCUCCUCCUCCUCCUCCUCUUCCUCCUCCACCAAAUGCCCCCCCACCUGUCAAAGCUUCCUCUGAGGACAAACCAAUGGCUCUUAGUGAAAAAGAGACCCCUCCGUUUCCCGCCAAGCAAAUGCUCAAACAGAAUAUAGGAACAAUGGAUGAAGUCUUGGCUUCACUGCAGCGUGGACAUAGUCAGCUUCGAAAGGUCCUUGAGCCCAGGACAGCGCCCCCUGCUGAGGACCCAAGGAGUAGUCUGAUGUCUGCAAUUCGACAGGGUGUCACUUUGAGGAAGAUGGUCCCGAAACGUGCAGAACUUCAGAGCAGCGGCGACAACGAGCUGGAGCGCAGCAUUAAAGCUGCCAUGAUGAGGAUGAAGAAGGUGGCGGCUGACUCUGACGAGGAGGACAGGGGAGAUGAUGGGACACGCAGUACAGAUUGGGACAGCUGAGGCUCACAUGCACACACAGAUACAUACACCAAUGAAGAUGUUCCGUCAUCGCUGCUCGUCUCUUUUCUUCAUGAUUCUGAGCUUCAUUUUAUGUUUUCCUGAAAGCUUCUGUUUUUCACAUGGACAGGAUUACACCUAGUCUGACUAAAACCGUAUGCAAAAGAUGCACAGUAAUCAUAGUUUUUUUUAAUUAGCCUUGAGAUGUUGAAAUGAAUGCAACUAACCAGCAAAUGGAUGAAAUUAUGAUUUCUUCCAAAAUAAGCAAAUGAGACAUUGUGUUUCAGCAGUUAUUUGAGAAGAAAGGCCGAGCAGUAGUACUGUAGUACACUGUGUACACGAUUGAAAUUCUCCCAGCUACAUUUCUAAGGGCCUUCUGUGACUUUCACAGCAGGGAAAUUCUCCACUGCAGGCACAGACAAACACUCUAAAAAGAAAAAAUGUGAAACACACUGUAGAGCCUAAAACUCAUUUUUACUUUGAAUGUAAUAAAUGUAAAUCUCAAUGAUUGUUUAUUGACAAAACUUUACCCCAACUAUAGCUAUGGCUUACAAAAUCGUCUGUUUUCAUCUUGUUUUUCAAAAAGCAAAGGAGGAGUUACGUUUGGAAGUGAAGCAGUGAUAAUCAUUUACAACUACAAUGUCACAGUUUAUGUUUUAGGCUGUUUGAUGCACUGUCCUUCUGGUCUGUGUCUAAAAGGUGUGAAUGUGUUAUGCCUUAAAUAGGGUGUACUUCAUUGUGUGAUGGGCUGUUUUUUUAUCUAUGAUGUCAUAACAAAUGAUGUGACAGAUAAAUAAUGCAAAUUAGUUAUUUGCCUCCUGGUUGCUAUUGCUGUUUAAGGCAAAUGGCCAUUAAACAUGUGACUCAGCACUUACUUAAACUUCUCAAAAAGACAAGUCUGUUAUGUUAUAUUAUAUAUGGCAAACAUCAUUAGUUCGCAUACGAAAUUAAUUCUUGCACUUAAACAUAAAACUUCUGAAUGUGCAAAGAUCCUUAUUCCAGUGUCUCUGAGCUGUGGAUGGAUGAUGGUCGAGAACUUGUACUGUGUUUUAAUAAUAAAUGAAGACAUGUAAAAUCA
Molecule: messenger RNA, 3486 nt
Organism: Betta splendens (Siamese fighting fish)
Lineage: Eukaryota; Metazoa; Chordata; Actinopteri; Anabantiformes; Osphronemidae
Product: WASP homolog-associated protein with actin, membranes and microtubules
Exons: 11
Coding region: 87-2411 (774 amino acids)
Biological process (GO): Arp2/3 complex-mediated actin nucleation; endoplasmic reticulum to Golgi vesicle-mediated transport
Cellular component (GO): endoplasmic reticulum-Golgi intermediate compartment membrane; cytoplasm
Molecular function (GO): actin binding; Arp2/3 complex binding
Source: RefSeq, a predicted model, not a curated record